Acaulospora colombiana is the source of this 1188-nucleotide messenger RNA. NCBI's taxonomy places the organism in Eukaryota, Fungi, Glomeromycota, Glomeromycetes, Diversisporales, Acaulosporaceae. The record is from the annotation of a GenBank genome assembly.
AUGUCCAACAGGUGGAUGUCAAUACGUAUGGGUGUGAUAGGCGUAUUCGCGGCCUACAUUGCUGGGUAUUUGAUUCUUUGGCAUCAUGAUCGUAUUGAUGCUGGAUUGGCGGGUUUCUGCCUAAGUUAUGCGCUCGGUUUUGUACAGAUCGUGUUUAUGUUGGUCAAAGAUUAUACAACAAUGGAAACUAGCCUCAGCAGCGCGGAACGUAUCAAAGAAUACAUUGAUAUGCCUCAAGAAUUUUCCAAUACCAUCUCCAACGCGCAUCCUCCAGCUGCGUGGCCAACCAGCGGUGAAAUUGAAGUGUCAGAUUUGGUGGUAAAAUAUAGUCAAAACGAAGAGCCCGUUCUUCAUGACAUUUCGUUCACCAUAUAUGACGAGGAAAAAAUUGGCAUAGUUGGGAGGACGGGAUCCGGUAAAACCACCUUAGUAAAUUCGUUCUUGAGAUUGACCGAACCUAGCGAAGGUCGUAUCGUGAUUGACGGGAUCGACAUUUCCAAAAUUAGUUUGGAGGACUUGAGGUCCAGAUUGACGGUCAUAUCCCAAGAUAUACGAGGAGAAUACAGCGAUCACGAGUUAUGGGAGUCAUUAAGAAGGGUGCACCUUGUUCACAUCGAGGAGAGUUCACCGAAUGGUCAACUGUUGAUCAUUGGUCCUAUAACGAGUUUGGAAGAUCCAAUAAACGAAGGCGGUAUCAAUUUCUCUCGGGGUCAGAGACAACUUCUUUGUUUGGCCAGAACAUUAUUACGCCAAUCGAAGAUUAUUAUCAUGGAUGAAGCAACCGCAAGCAUUGAUGCAGAAACGGAUAACAGGAUACAAGAGAUCAUAGGAGAUGAAUUUCGGCACGCCACAGUUCUGUGCAUUUCGCACCGCCUCAAAACCGUUAUGGAUUCGAACCGAAUUCUCGUUCUCGAUGAAGGCGUGAUCGCCGAGUUUGACACACCUUACCGUUUAAUCAACAAUCCGGACAGCCUGUUUAGGUAUUUAUGUGAGCAGAGCGGCGAGCUGGAAUCUUUGACUGAGAUGGCCAGGCUAAACAAUCCAGACGAGGAUGAUGCGGAAGCUGAAGAGGAGAACGAUGCGGAAGUAGAUGACGAUUAUCAAACAGAACGUGAAUCCGUUCAAUUGGAAAAUGAAUUGGAAAAUGAAACCGAAACCGACGGUGCCGAACAAAGCGCGUUAUUUUGA